AGGGCGCAAGCGCACUGCGUCCCGAGUCUCGGGACCCUUUUCCGAGACACUAUGGCGCUCAACAAGAAUCACUCGGAGGGCGGCGGAGUGAUCGUCAACAAUACCGAGAGCAUCCUGAUGUCCUAUGACCAUGUAGAACUUACGUUCAGUGACAUGAGGAAUGUGCCAGAGGCCUUCAAAGGGACCAAGAAAGGCACCGUCUACCUUACCCCGUACCGGGUCAUCUUUCUGUCCGAGCGGACGGAUGCUGUGCAGUCCUUCAUGAUGCCGUUUUAUCUGAUGACGGGCUGUGAGGUCAAGCAGCCUGUGUUCGGAGCAAACUACAUCAAGGGGACAGUGAAGGCUGAAGCAGGAGGUGGCUGGGAAGGCUCUGCAUCGUACAAGUUGACCUUUAUGGCGGGGGGCGCCAUCGAAUUUGGACAGCGGAUGCUACAGGUGGCAUCUCAAGCCUCCCGAGGUGAAGCCCCCAACGGAGCCUAUGGUUACUCUUACAUGCCCAGCGGGGCCUAUGUCUUCCCCCCACCAGUCGCCAAUGGAAUGUACCCCUGCCCUCCUGGCUACCCCUGUCCACUGCCCCCAGCUGAGUUCUAUCCGGGACCUCCCAUGAUGGACGGGGCCAUGGGGUACGUGCAGCCCCCGCCGCCGCCCUACCCCGGGCCCAUGGAGCCUCCAGUCAGCGGCCCCGAUGUCCCCUCCACUCCUGCAGCUGAAGCCAAGGCCGCGGAAGCAGCUGCCAGCGCCUAUUACAACCCAGGCAACCCACACAAUGUCUACAUGCCCACGAAUCAGCCUCCGCCACCUCCUUACUACCCCCCAGAAGAUAAGAAGACCCAGUAGACCGCUCACACCCCCCUCCUCCCGCCUCUUUGUUCUUUCCUCCCCUCCCCUCCCCUUGGGGCUGAGUCUGGGGGUGGGGGCGGGCCUCAUCCUUUCUCCAGGUCUGAUUAUAAAGCAGUCACCAGGAACUAGCUUGGGGUGGGGGAGGACCUCUUGACUUGGAUGAUUAUAAAGCAGUUGCCAGGAACUAGCCUUGAGGGGUGCGGGGAGGGCCCCUUGACUCGGGAGCGGUGCCUCCCAGCUUCCCAUGUGAGCCCAGAGCCCACAGCACUUCCCUUUCACCAUCCCCGGGGGGCAUCCCCCUCGUUCCUGUCCUGCUCUCAUAGCUUCUACCCACGGAGGGACUCUCUGGCCGCCUCCUCCGCCGCAGUCCAGCUCUCUCGUUUUGUAGCCACUUUAUCCUCUCAAGCUUUGCCCUCCCCAGGGACCCCUGCCAGGCCCUGCUCACAUUCCAUCCACUCUGGUCUGUGCCUGGCUGUGGAAGGCCACCUGUCUGCCGGACUGUCAGCCUACAUUCCAUUCCCAGCCAGCCUCAGCCCCCGUCGUGCUCGCCUUCCCUUCCCUGUCCUUGGUCAUCCUGUUGCCACUGCUUUUGACUUUUGGAGCUUUCCCACGAGCCAGCAGGGGGUGGGUGGCAUCAGGGCCAGGCUGCUGCAUCUGGCGAGGGAGCCCCUCUGCUUCCCUGCUAGUUUUUCUGGCACUUGUUUCCCUUUGACUUCUCUCUUUUCCCUCUAGAAGGGGCUUCUUGGAUUGGAGCUGGAGAAUGCAUGUCCACUUGGGGGCUGCCGGGAGGGCCAGGAACAGACCCCUGGGGCCUGGCCUGGGCGCUGACCAUGACCUCUCGCCGGCCCCUGGGGCCUGGCCUGGGCACCUGGGGCUGGCGAGCGGUCCAGCCAGGGGCCUGACCCCUGGGGCCUGGCGUGGGUGCUGACCAUGACCUCUCGCCGGCCCCUUAGCCUGCCCUCUUCCCUUUAAGCUUCUUGCCUGGUUGGUGAUAUGCCCCCUGGAUGCACUAAAAUUUGCUCCCAUUUGCUCCUGGAUUGGCUGUGAAGAGAGGAGAUGGUUAUUUAAAGAGAAUUCCCUAUUUAUUUGACAAAAAAAUUCAGUUAAUAUAUUAAUGUGAAAUAAACCCUGUUUGCACCUUGA
Messenger RNA from Balaenoptera ricei (Rice's whale), 1983 nucleotides. It is a transcript of the gene WBP2, whose product is annotated as WW domain binding protein 2. Bases 52 to 837 code for a protein of 261 amino acids. The transcript is spliced from 8 exons. Lineage: Eukaryota; Metazoa; Chordata; Mammalia; Artiodactyla; Balaenopteridae. Gene Ontology annotation, biological process: positive regulation of DNA-templated transcription. The record is from RefSeq and is a predicted model, not a curated record. Gene Ontology annotation, molecular function: chromatin DNA binding; transcription coactivator activity. Gene Ontology annotation, cellular component: nucleus.